AUGGUUCGCUCUAUCCUCUUGUCAGUGUCGGCUGCCUUGCUGCUCGCCGCUGCCUCAACCACCGCUAUGGCAGCUACCACCCACUGGGAGUUUGUCGACGCCAACCAGCCCCAGACAAAAGAGUUCCAGCCCGCCUGUGGAAAGCAGCUCCGCGGUGUCUACGAAGACCUCUCCAUCUACGCCGUCCCUGAGGAAUGCAUCAUCAAGUCGAGCAUGCUCCCCGCUGAGCACAUGUACUCUCAGCUCAUUGUCCUCGAACGACAGCACCUUGAGGGCGACACCCCCCAGGACAUUCUUGACUGGAACAACAGUGUUCAGGAGGCUGUUGCCGACUUUGCGACUGACGACUUGGUUGAGGAGAGCACCGGCAACCAGUUGCCUUACUCCAUCUUCCGUGGCCGUCGCAAGUUCUGCCGCUUCACGACUGUGGACUUGCCCGACACCCAGCCCAAGUACCGUGUCUUGAUCGGAUCCAAUUGCGCUGCUUCAGAGGUCCCCGACCUCAUUGACGUCUUGCCCUCCAACACCGAGAUCCUCCCCGUCCGCACUGAAGGGUUUGUGACUCCCCUUGCAGGUCUCCCCUCUGACCACCCUAUUGUUCUCAAGAGCAAGAACUUGAAGCAUCGCAAGUCGCUCCAGGCGGUUGUUGACCAGGUUGAUGUCAAGACCUUGGAGCAGGAUGUCACCUGGUUGUCGGGUGAAGCUACCGGUAGUCCCUUCAUUACUCGCAGUUCGACCUCCAAGCAGAGUCAUGAGGUUGCAGCGUGGCUCAAGUCGCAGUUCGAGAGCUAUGGAUGCGACACUGUCGAGCUGAUGAGCUACCAGUCCCGCUUUGGACCCAACGUCAUCUGCACCUUCAAGGGAACUGAGUACCCCGAUGAGCAUGUCAUUCUGGGCGCACAUCACGACAGCCGCGGCUCGUUCUUGAACCCACGUGCCCCCGGUGCUGAUGAUGAUGGUUCAGGCACGUCUAUGCUUCUCCAGGUGGCCCGUAUCAUCAAGGCCAACAACCUGACCUUUGGUCGCACCUUUGUCAUCUCCGCAUUCUCAGGAGAAGAACAAGGAUUGUUCGGCUCUGCAGCGUUGGCCAAGAAGUUGAAGAGUCAAGGAACGACCAUUACCAUGAUGGUUCAAGGAGAUAUGUUGGCUUACAGAAAGCCUGGCGAGCCUAUUCAAGUUGCUUUCCCUGCUCGUUACCAUACCGCUGAGUUGAGCUCAUUGUUGCACAAUGUGACCGAGCUGUAUGUCCCUGAGGCUGUUGUUGGUAUCACUGGUGCCUGCUGCUCUGACCACCAGUCAUUCUGGGAGGCAGGAUACCCAGCAACGGCAUUCUUUGAGCGCAACGGACCUAUUGCCGACCCCAAGUACCACAACUCGGGCGAUCUUGUCUACCGCGAGGGCUAUGACUUUGCCCAGCUCCGUGCGUCGACCCAGGCAAUGUUGGCCUCUGCCUUUGAGGUUGCUGAGGCGAAAUUGAAGUAA
This is a messenger RNA of Linnemannia hyalina, 1482 nucleotides long. The record is from the annotation of a GenBank genome assembly. Lineage: Eukaryota; Fungi; Mortierellomycota; Mortierellomycetes; Mortierellales; Mortierellaceae.